AAGCAAAUGUUGUUGAAAAUUAUAUUUAUUACUGAACUUCAGAAGUCUAGGAAUAGAAAUAGAAGUGUUGUCAUCUUGGAAGUGCUCACUCAGUCCAGCUUAUUUAGAAAUAUGAAUCCAGAGAAGUUAAGUAAGCUCCAAGCUCAGGUUCGGAUUGGGGGAAAAGGUACUGCAAGGAGGAAGAAAAAAGUUAUUCAUCGUACAGCCACAACAGACGAUAAAAAGUUACAGGGUUCACUGAAGAAGUUGGGUGUUAACAACAUCCCUGGAAUAGAAGAAGUUAACAUGUUUAAGAAUGAUGGCACAGUAAUUCACUUCAACAACCCUAAAGUACAAGCCUCUUUGACAGCCAACACGUUUGCCAUUAAUGGACAUUCUGAAACAAAACGUAGGUUCUUUAAGUGA
This is a messenger RNA of Limulus polyphemus (Atlantic horseshoe crab), 405 nucleotides long. RefSeq names its product transcription factor BTF3 homolog 4-like. NCBI's taxonomy places the organism in Eukaryota, Metazoa, Arthropoda, Merostomata, Xiphosura, Limulidae. Gene Ontology annotation, cellular component: nascent polypeptide-associated complex; cytosol. Bases 7 to 405 code for a protein of 132 amino acids. The transcript is spliced from 4 exons. The record is from RefSeq and is a predicted model, not a curated record.